UCCAGGAUCUGUUCAACUCUUCAUCAUGCUCAGCUCCACGUCCUGGCUGGCAGUAACAUGUUGGCUGAUAAAUUCAGCUGGCUCCCAGAAGAUUCGCACUGUGGCGUGUGAAGGAUCAGUGGCUGAACUCCAGUGUGACAAAGACCAGGUUAUAUCUGUGAGCAGAGCUAUAUAUGGACGUAGUGACCAGAAGACGUGUAUCUCUGGGAGACCUGUCCACCAGAUACAGAACGUCCAAUGCUCGAGUAGCUCAGACAAAGUUGUUCAGAGCUGUAACGGGAAGCAAAGCUGUUCUAUCACGGCAACAAACUCUGAGUUCGGAGAUCCCUGCGUUGGAACCUACAAGUACCUGGAGGUGGACUACACAUGUAAAUUACCUGAAAGGAGCUCCCAGAACGGUCCUACUGUGGCAUGUGAGGGAUCAGUGGCUCAACUCCAGUGUGACAAAGACCAGGUUAUAUCUGUGAGCAGAGCUAUAUAUGGACGUAGUGACCAGAAGACGUGUAUCUCUGGGAGACCUGUCCACCAGAUACAGAACGUCCAAUGCUCGAGUAGCUCAGACAAAGUUGUUCAGAGCUGUAACGGGAAGCAAAGCUGUUCUAUCACGGCAACAAACUCUGAGUUCGGAGAUCCCUGCGUUGGAACCUACAAGUACCUGGAGGUGGACUACACAUGUAAAUUACCUGAAAGGAGCUCCCAGAACGGUCCUACUGUGGCAUGUGAGGGAUCAGUGGCUCAACUCCAGUGUGACAAAGACCAGGUUAUAUCUGUGAGCAGAGCUAUAUAUGGACGUAGUGACCAGAAGACGUGUAUCUCUGGGAGACCUGUCCACCAGAUACAGAACGUCCGAUGCUCGAGUAGCUCAGACAAAGUUGUUCAGAGCUGUAACGGGAAGCAAAGCUGUUCUAUCACGGCAACAAACUCUGAGUUCGGAGAUCCCUGCGUUGGAACCUACAAGUACCUGGAGGUGGACUACACAUGUAAAUUACCUGAAAGGAGCUCCCAGAACGGUCCUACUGUGGCAUGUGAGGGAUCAGUGGCUCAACUCCAGUGUGACAAAGACCAGGUUAUAUCUGUGAGCAGAGCAAUAUAUGGACGUAGUGACCAGAAGACGUGUAUCUCUGGGAGACCUGUCCACCAGAUACAGAACGUCCAAUGCUCGAGUAGCUCAGACAAAGUUGUUCAGAGCUGUAACGGGAAGCAAAGCUGUUCUAUCACGGCAACAAACUCUGAGUUCGGAGAUCCCUGCGUUGGAACCUACAAGUACCUGGAGGUGGACUACACAUGUAAAUUACCUGAAAGGAGCUCCCAGAACGGUCCUACUGUGGCAUGUGAGGGAUCAGUGGCUCAACUCCAGUGUGACAAAGACCAGGUUAUAUCUGUGACCAGAGCUAUAUAUGGACGUAGUGACCAGAAGACGUGUAUCUCUGGGAGACCUGUCCACCAGAUACAGAACGUCCGAUGCUCGAGUAGCUCAGACAAAGUUGUUCAGAGCUGUAACGGGAAGCAAAGCUGUUCUAUCACGGCAACAAACUCUGAGUUCGGAGAUCCCUGCGUUGGAACCUACAAGUACCUGGAGGUGGACUACACAUGUAAAUUACCUGAAAGGAGCUCCCAGAACGGUCCUACUGUGGCAUGUGAGGGAUCAGUGGCUCAACUCCAGUGUGACAAAGACCAGGUUAUAUCUGUGAGCAGAGCUAUAUAUGGACGUAGUGACCAGAAGACGUGUAUCUCUGGGAGACCUGUCCACCAGAUACAGAACGUCCAAUGCUCGAGUAGCUCAGACAAAGUUGUUCAGAGCUGUAACGGGAAGCAAAGCUGUUCUAUCACGGCAACAAACUCUGAGUUCGGAGAUCCCUGCGUUGGAACCUACAAGUACCUGGAGGUGGACUACACAUGUAAAUUACCUGAAAGGAGCUCCCAGAACGGUCCUACUGUGGCAUGUGAGGGAUCAGUGGCUCAACUCCAGUGUGACAAAGACCAGGUUAUAUCUGUGACCAGAGCUAUAUAUGGACGUAGUGACCAGAAGACGUGUAUCUCUGGGAGACCUGUCCACCAGGUACAGAACGUCCGAUGCUCGAGUAGCUCAGACAAAGUUGUUCAGAGCUGUAACGGGAAGCAAAGCUGUUCUAUCACGGCAACAAACUCUGAGUUCGGAGAUCCCUGCGUUGGAACCUACAAGUACCUGGAGGUGGACUACACAUGUAAAUUACCUGAAAGGAGCUCCCAGAACGGUCCUACUGUGGCAUGUGAGGGAUCAGUGGCUCAACUCCAGUGUGACAAAGACCAGGUUAUAUCUGUGAGCAGAGCUAUAUAUGGACGUAGUGACCAGAAGACGUGUAUCUCUGGGAGACCUGUCCACCAGAUACAGAACGUCCGAUGCUCGAGUAGCUCAGACAAAGUUGUUCAGAGCUGUAACGGGAAGCAAAGCUGUUCUAUCACGGCAACAAACUCUGAGUUCGGAGAUCCCUGCGUUGGAACCUACAAGUACCUGGAGGUGGACUACACAUGUAAAUUACCUGAAAGGAGCUCCCAGAACGGUCCUACUGUGGCAUGUGAGGGAUCAGUGGCUCAACUCCAGUGUGACAAAGGAAAAGUUAUAUUUGUGACCAGAGCUAUAUAUGGACGUAGUGACCAGAAGACGUGUAUCUCUGGGAGACCUGUCCACCAGAUACAGAACGUCCAAUGCUCAAGUAGCUCAGACAAAGUAUCUCAAAGCUGUAACGAGAAGCAAAGCUGUUCUAUCACGGCAACAAACUCUGAGUUCGGAGAUCCCUGCGUUGGAACCUACAAGUACCUGGAGGUGGACUAUUUAUGUUAUGAUGCUGUGACUGGAUGAAACAGAUCCUGCACCCUGGGCGAAAUGCAUCAUAAUCAGAAAUGUCUACAGAGCGGUUAAAGCAAUGAUUUACGACUUCAUCUCUCUUCAAUAUCUUUGUCUGUUUACUGUUUUCUCAGCUUUUUUUGUGCAUGUUAUGACCUUAUUUUGCUUUUAUUUUAAUCAUCGGUAAUGAAGUUUUCAUGAUUGGGACUUAAUAAACUGGAUUUGCAUUUA
Messenger RNA from Girardinichthys multiradiatus, 3055 nucleotides. RefSeq lists its product as uncharacterized. The transcript is spliced from 30 exons. Lineage: Eukaryota; Metazoa; Chordata; Actinopteri; Cyprinodontiformes; Goodeidae. The record is from RefSeq and is a predicted model, not a curated record. Bases 26 to 2839 code for a protein of 937 amino acids. Gene Ontology annotation, molecular function: carbohydrate binding.